Molecule: messenger RNA, 2555 nt
Organism: Physcomitrium patens
Lineage: Eukaryota; Viridiplantae; Streptophyta; Bryopsida; Funariales; Funariaceae
Source: RefSeq, a predicted model, not a curated record
ACUUGUUUCGACGGUUUCCUGCCUGCUCUCUCUCGCUUUGCUUUGCUUGCCCUGGCCACGGAGUCGGACUCUCUCGCGUGCUUAGCUUGCUCCCACUCGGAUGCGUCGCGUAGCUUUGAAGAUCUUUUCUCUUAUGCUGGUAGGGUGGGCGCUAGAUGCCCGUAGUACUAGACGGUUUUAGAUUUGGUGAGGUGUAGCGAUGGCGGAACGUUGUCGAGGCGGGAGCAGGGUUGCCUCUGCGGAGUUCGUUGCGGUGUAAGAUAAUUUUGAGGCAGAUGGUGAUCUUGAAACGGGAGUGCAGAUGAUGGCAGCCAUGACGGAGACAGUCGGGGACAGGAAGUUAUCGGACGGGCGUGCUCCUUUUUCGGACCAUCUUUCCGCUCGAGGUUUCAAUGCUGAAACUUCUGACAUCCUCGAUUGCUCUAAAACACUCGUGCACGAUUUACUAAAAGUACAACCCUGCGAAACUCCUAAGGAACAGGACAUGUCUGCAAUGCAAACUUGUAUAGCAGCUGCUGAUAGUAUAGGGAUGAAGACAUUACAACACAUUGUGGAGUCUCUCGAAACCAGACUACAGAGUGCAUUGAUGCACGCGGUAAUGCAAGUUUUGGAGCCUUUGGGAAAGGAAGCGGCUGCUCGAGUGGUUAUGGCUGAACGCAAGGCAAAAAUUAUGGAGCAGGAGCAUAUCAACACUAAGCAGCAGGCUCUUGCGAUGAUGCUUCGUAUCAAGCACAGUUCGGACUUUAUGCUUGUUGAUGCCGAGAAGAGAUUGCGCUUAGAACAAAGACGCUCGCAAGAGCUAGAUGCUAAAGUUUGCAACUUGCAAGACAAAAUUAGACGAUUGCAAGUGGAGUUGAAGAGAAAGGGGGACUUUUUGGAGGAGAUGCAGAAACAAUCCCAAUUAGAUCCUGGGGUUAGAUCAGGGAUGACAAGUCCUUGCGAAGGUAUUCUCAAGAAGCGGAAAGGAAGUCCUUCAGUCAGGCCUAUUGAAGUGAAAUUUGUUCAAAGAUGUGAUGAAUUUUUAGAGGACGAGUGUAACGAUACUGCAACCGUUUUGACUCCUCAUACCGAUGAGCCUAAUUCAGUUCUUGGUAGGGGUCUAGUUCAAUUCACCCCUCAGAACUUGUCUGUUCAAGAAUCUUCUCGGGCUGCUUUAACGGAUAACAGGCAAGGACCUCCAGCAUCGCUGCUAAAACAUUUAGGUGAUGGAAGUGCACCAAGGUUAUCUGACAAGGAGAUCAACUCUUUAGCUGCUAGUACUGCGGAGCAAAAUAACACCUUAGCUGGAUCAAAAAGCACUGGCGAAAAAUCAGAUGUCGAGGAAGAUUUAGACUCAAAUGACCAACAUGAGAGUAGAUCACAAGGGCUAUUUCAAACUGCUGAUAAGAAGGCUCUAAGUACACAUGCUUCUUCAGCUAACAAGGAAGACGUGGAGGUUAAUGAUGAUGGCUUUCAAAGACUCAUCGCUUUGCAAGGAGUUGCAUCAAUGGACAUGCCUGAUUUGCAAAAUGGUGACAGCAUUUCAGGACUGAAGUUGGAGGUAGGAGCUGAAGCUGAUGCCGACAAUGAUUCUUCGACUGAUGACGAGGAGGAAUGUCAAUUCAAGCAGAGAAAUGCGAGUCGUAAUGCGCAACCUAAAUCUCCAGUGGUUACUGGGCUUCAUGACGUGGUUCCAGGGACUACCAAUGAAAUAGCAUCAAAAAGUAGUCUAGUUGAACAGGCAGUGGUGCUCAGACGUUGCUCCACAGGGAGGAGGGGUAAACAGCAAUUUUCUCCUGAGAAACUAGGGGCUCUUUUGCUGAAAGAAAAAGAAGAGAAAGCAUCUGGCUACAGUAAAGGUGCAGAAAGUAAUGCAUUGGCAAAGUCGAAAGGCGGUUCAGUGGAUGGCUCUAGCAAUUUAUUGAUGGAAUCAUCACGAGACAGCAGAAGACUGAUGCAGGGUGCCCGCCAGCUACUAUCUCUGCGGAAACUUUGAAAUCUUUGGAGAGGAGCUUACAUAUUGCCAGUGGCAAUUUUGAGCGUUGAUGAUUAGAAGAAUGAUAAUGAGCUUUGUGAAUAUACGAAUUGUACAUCUUCAGUUUCUUAUUCUCUACAUAACUUUCAAAUUUGCCUCUGGUUCAGCCUCCACUGCAGUACACAGGAGAUUCUUAGGACGUAUUGUCUGUGCAGUAUAACUUAGUACUACAAUAAAUUUACGACAGAUUGCGGGAGUCAGCAAUUGUCAUGCUUCGAGAAGUUUGUGAAUAUUCUUGCAUUUUAGUGGUGUUCUUUUGGUCUAAAACCAUCAUAUUUGGAAUUAGACGAUGUGGACAACGAAGUUGUUAUUUGUAAGACGGUAUUUGGUAUUAAUUGGAUGUGCAGUUUGCGGUACUGGAACAGCACACUUGAACAGAGGUGAACUGAAGGUUAACAUGAGCCGACUAUUCAGAUCUUCGAUUAGUAUGAUGAUGGAUUUCUUAUGCAAUAAAAGUUAUUAGAAGGAAACAGAGGUGAGGUGAUGAUGUAUUUAAUACAAAUCAAGUAUUAAUGAGAUAACUCUUCAUUGAGUUAAAGGA